AGUACUUGCAACGUGCAGGCAACUCAAUGGCAGGCAACGAGCGGCCAGCUACGUGGCUACAAGGCCGCCAGCCCCGCGGCCAGCCAGGCGCCCCGUCGCCGUGUUUGGCGGUUGUGGCGGCGGUGGAAGAAACGCGGCGGGCGGCCGCCCCUUGAUCGAUUUUUUGCCUUCGCGAGGGACCGGCCAAGGCCAUGCUGAGCCUGUCAGUCGAGCGAGGCGCC
Amoebophrya sp. A120 is the source of this 221-nucleotide messenger RNA. The record is from the annotation of a GenBank genome assembly. Lineage: Eukaryota; Dinophyceae; Syndiniales; Amoebophryaceae.